Molecule: messenger RNA, 2764 nt
Organism: Mya arenaria
Lineage: Eukaryota; Metazoa; Mollusca; Bivalvia; Myida; Myidae
Exons: 9
Coding region: 2165-2764 (199 amino acids)
Biological process (GO): protein dephosphorylation
Molecular function (GO): protein tyrosine phosphatase activity
Source: RefSeq, a predicted model, not a curated record
GUGGUGAAAUAUAAUUUUGAGGGUGUAUUAAUUUAAUAAAAAAAAGUCAUUUAUAACUUCAUCAUGGAUAUUACGUUUACUUUAGUUGUUCUUUGUCUAAUAAUUGUUCAACCUCAUGUAACAUGCGCACAAAUUCCAGAUGAGUGUCAGGGUUGUGGUUGCUGCGCUUACGGAAACUAUAGAAAAUGUGAUAACAAUGGUUACUGUAAUAAUGGUUGUCAAGAUGGAUACUGGGGUGAUAGGUGUUACUACAAAUGCAUGUACACUAAUUGUUUCCGAUGUGCACGCGAAAAUGGCUACCAUUGCGAGUGUAAGACAGGCUACUAUGGAUACAAUUGUGAAUCUUGGUGUGGAACUAAUUGUGAUACAUGUGACAAAACGAAAGGAUGCCUUUCUUGCAAAGGAAAUUAUUGGGGUAAAACAUGCAAUGAUAAAUGUAGGGGAAAUUGCGAUGUUUGUUUGAAGUCGGAUGGUCAAUGUAGUUCUUGUGUGAAAGGAUACUGGGGAGGAUUUUGCUAUGAUAAAUGUGGUAGUCAGUGUAAAACGUGUCACAAAUGGAAUGGCUGUAUAGAAUGUAAUAAGGGGUAUUAUGGCUCUAAAUGCGAGAAUUACUGUGGAGACAAUUGUGCCAGUUGUGAUAUAAAGCUUGGUUGUACUUCUUGCAACACAGGGUAUGAUGGAUCCUCUUGCAUGUGUGAUUCAAAUUGUGUUCAAUGUGAUAACCUUAAAGGAUGUACAAUUUGCAAACCUGGAUACUAUUCAUAUAAAGGUGUAUGUCAUGAAUGUGUUUUAGGGUGCACAUGUUCUAAUUCCCAAAACUGCAUUGGUUGCAUUAAUGGAUAUUUCCUGAGGUCAAACCUGUGUUCACCUUGUCCCUAUAACUGUAUAUCGUGCACUACGUCUACACAGUGCACUUCCUGUACGGAGGGUCGAUUUGGAAAUAUAUGCCAGUAUCAAUGUUCCGAAGGCUGCUUUAGAACAUGCCAUACUAUCGACGGAUCUUGCAAAUGCAAAGAAGGUUGGGCAGGGGAUAGAUGUGACAAAUGUGACGAUAGAUACUUUGGAAACAUGUGCAGCGAACAAUGUAGAAACAGCUGUUCAUCAUGUACAGGAGAUUAUAAUUGUCAACGUUGUACACCUGGAUAUUAUGGUGCUUAUUGUCAAUACAAAUGCGGGAAAGGCUGCAUAAAUGACAGUUGUGAUAUCAAAUCAGGUCAUUGCCAAUGCAAAAAUAAUAAAUUUAUUAAAUCAAAAGCAUCAGGAUACUGCUAUGAGUGUGUGUCCGGGCAAUAUGGUCCAAUGUGUGAGCCAAACUGUCCUAAGAUGUGUAAAACAUGCAAAAACGAGACUAAUUGCGUUUCAUGCAAUGGCGGGUACUUUGGGAAAACCUGUAAAAAAACUUGCCCCGUUAGGUGUACAUGUAGAACUGAUAUUUGCGUAAAUUUGGUAGGUUGCGACUCAUGCACAAAUAUUUCAUAUUAUGCAAAUGAUAAUGAGUGUUGUUUGUGCAGUAUAAUAACUGUGUUUCCUGUACAAAGACGAUUGAUAAAAUUCAUUGUAAAACUUGCAGAAUGGGGUAUUUUCCACACAAAAAUGGACAAUGUAAAACCUGCAGUUCGCAAUGCAUCGACAAUGAAUGCGAUCCGUCUUCGGGAAGAUGUCUUCAAGGAUGCACUCAAGGGUACUGGAAUCAGACAUGUGACGAAGAGUGUGAUCCAGAAUGUUUAUCUUGCGAUCAAGCAGAUGGAUCGUGUUCAAAAUGCAAAAACAAUACAAAAUAUGGACCUUCCUGUAUAACUGAAUGUAGCAAUACCUGUGAAAAAUCCAUGUGUGACAUUAAUGGAAAUUGUAAAUAUGGAUGCAUUAAAAAUACGUUUGGAAAGCAAUGUGAAAACACCUGUGAUGAACAUUGUACAUCAAAGGUCAACAAAACAAGUUGUUCAGAAAAGACCGGACAGUGUUUUUACGGCUGCCAAAAAGGAUACAGGGAAACAUUUUGUCCUCAAGUUAUUGAAACAGAAGCGAAACUACAACCAUCGUCAAUUGCAUCUCUUGGUGGAGGAAUUUGCGGAGGAGUAGUUGCUUUUGCUUUACUUGUAAUUGUUGGAUUUUUUUUGCUUCGAAGAAGAAGAACACACGCCAAACAUCUGUCAAUGAACCUGAGAUGUUUUCGACUUUGUACGCAACGGCGAACAGAGAAAGAGCUUCCCAAGCUGAGCAUGCCAAUGGGGUCUCCGACAAUUUGAACUCUGUCAUUAUCAUAGAAUACCCCAAUCACCAGAGUCAACCAACGGACAGGUUUUGCAAGAAAAUGACGCCUUUAUUGACAGCAGACGAUCUUGAAAUUGACGAGGAUGAUGCUUUUGCACGGGAAAAUGCUGUAAAAUUUGAGGAAAGUGGAGGUGUUUAUUAUAACAACGCUGUAGAAGUUAGCAAAUUCAAACUGCGUUCGGCCGAUCUACCAGCAUAUGUACACAGUAUUUCUUUAAAGGACCUAGAAAAAGAAUUUCAGAAAAUUCCAUAUGGUCUUGUGAAAGUUUAUGAAGUUUCACAAACAAAACUAAACAUGCACAGAAAAAGGUUCAAUGGAAUCUACCCAUAUGAUGACAAGCGAGUUUUAGUACGCGGUGGAGAAACUGACUACAUUAAUGCAAGCUAUAUAGACGGAUUCAGAAAGCAAAAUGCAUAUAUUUCUACUUUGGGUAAUGUCACGUAUUUCUUUUUUACUGAGAGUACAAUAUUAGAAUUAAAUAAUAUAUCUUAG